GUCAAAAUACAUCUAAUAAUUUACUGAUAUUUUCCUCCGACCAGAUAAUCACUCGAUACAUACUGGUAAUGUGUGUGCAACAAGUUCGAGGGCUCUUCAACAUGACGAAGAAGAGUCCUUGUUCCGUUCAGGCUUUAUUCGACCUUUGUAAGCAGACUUUCACGCCGUCUGCAACUUCCCCACCUUCUUCUCAAGCCGUUCACAAACUUUAUUCCCUUUUAGAUAAAAUUGGUCCUGAAGAGGUUGGACUGAAAGAUGAGAGCUUAGAGGAUGAAAGAGGUCAUGGUCUUUUUGGACUUAAUGUCUUCAACAGGGUGGAUCGCUGGGCUCAACCGAUAACAUAUGUGGAUAUACAUGAGGAUCAAAACUUUACUAUGUGUAUGUUUUGUUUCCCAACUUCUGCAGUCAUUCCAUUGCACGAUCAUCCUGGAAUGACUGUACUGAGUAAAGUCCUCUAUGGAUCCUUGCACGUGAAAGGUUAUGACUGGGUUGAGCCAGCUUGCAUCAGGAAGAGUGUACAAAUUGGUCAUCCUACAGAUGAAAAAGUAUUAAGAAAAGGAAACAUGAUGCAUUAUUUGACAGUGAGACUAGCCAGGUUGGCGGUUGAUAAGGUCAUAACGGCACCACAUAGUACAUCUGUUUUGUAUCCCAAGAGUGGAGGGAAUCUGCAUUGUUUUACUGCCAUUACACCUUGUGCGGUUCUGGAUAUUCUUGCUCCUCCUUAUCUUGAAGCAGCUGGCAGAAGAUGUACCUACUACCAUGAUUAUCCUUAUUCCAGCUUUGCAAAUGGGGAUGAAAUUGUUGGUAAUGGAAAAGAACAAGACUAUGCGUGGCUUGCUGUGGUUGAUACACCAGAGGAUCUGUACAUGCGCCCGGGAAGGUACAUGGGUCCAGCCAUCCAAAGGUAGCAGUAUACAUCUUUAUCCUGCAAUCGAUUCGUUGUGGAGUGCGGAUGUUCAUGGUCCUUUAACUGUGACCCGACUA
Molecule: messenger RNA, 984 nt
Organism: Nicotiana tabacum (common tobacco)
Lineage: Eukaryota; Viridiplantae; Streptophyta; Magnoliopsida; Solanales; Solanaceae
Product: plant cysteine oxidase 3-like
Molecular function (GO): oxidoreductase activity, acting on single donors with incorporation of molecular oxygen, incorporation of two atoms of oxygen
Source: RefSeq, a predicted model, not a curated record